AACUGUGUCUGAGUUUGAAUAACUUGAGUUUCCUGUCAAAUUAAAUAUCAAUUGGCUUGCAUAUAUCCAUGGCCAAUGCCAACUGCCUUAUUAAUUUAUAUAUAGCUUCCUUAUAUAGUGUGCGUGCUAGUAUUAUUAAGAGAUGUCAUCACAACAUACCAAAUGGGGGGAAAUGCUGUUAUUCAGAGUUUUUUGCCCAUUUGGGCAUGGUUUGGUGGAGUUGGAACAUGCAGGUCCAUGGAGUCAUGCUUUUGGAAAUAGUGAUUCCAAGAGAUGGAGCAAGUAAGGGCAGGUACUAUACUCCAUUAAACAAACUUUAAACCUAAGCUGCUUUAGUAAGUACAUCAUGUACUUGCCCACAUGACUAUGCAAGGUGGCAUCAAUCCAUUCCCUCAUGAACUAUCAAACCUAACAUGCAAGACCAUUUACUUUUUAACAAAAUUAUAUAUAUCAACACAAUUUUUACAUCAAAUAUAUAUUUGUAUUCUGAUAACGCCCCUAUAAAUGGACAUAUUCCGUACCAUUCCUGCAGCGUAGUCCAAAGCAUCUCUGCUUAUAACCCUAGAUUUCCAAUAUAUUUAGCUAGAAAGCUCGCUCUUUCACUGAUUAAGAAGAUGAUGAAGGCGGGUCCUCUUGAGCUUGGCGAGGCCACCGCUCCAAAAACUGGGGUGAACAGAGGUGUCUCCAUUUUAGACCUCAUUUUGAGACUCGUCGCCAUUGUUUGCACUUUGGCCAGUGCAAUCCUCAUGGGAACAACCAACGAAUCUCUUCCCUUCUUCACACAGUUCAUCCGGUUUAGGGCUAGGUACAAUGACCUUCCCACAUUAACGUUUUUCGUGAUUGCAAAUUCCACUGUUUGUGGCUACCUUGUUCUUUCGCUGGGCCUAUCCAUCUUCCACAUCAUGAGGAAUGCGGCCCAAGGCACCAGGAUUCUCUUAAUUUUCUUGGACACGGCAAUGCUGGGGCUAUUGACGGGCGGAGCGUCGGCAGCUGCGGCCAUAGUGUAUCUAGCUCACGAAGGGAGCAGCAAGGUGAACUGGCUGGGUUUCUGCCGACAAUUCAACUCCUUCUGCGAGCGCAUCUCCGGCUCUUUGAUUGGCUCCUUCGCCGGAAUUCUGCUGCUUAUCCUGCUCAUCUUGUUGUCCGCUGUUGCACUUUCUCGGCGUUAAACAUUCAUCAUCUAGCCACCAUGGGCCAUGAUAAUGAGUGCAUGCACAUGCGCUUGGGUUAAUUAAUUUCUCUUCAAGUUCAAGUCUUUGCGUGAGUGUGAUUGUGUGAGUGGAGCCAUAUAUAUACCUUGUGAAGGUUGUGCCUUUUGUUUUCUUUUUCUUUUUGGGUCUUCUUGAUGGGAAUUGUUGUUUUUCGU
Molecule: messenger RNA, 1366 nt
Organism: Diospyros lotus (date-plum)
Lineage: Eukaryota; Viridiplantae; Streptophyta; Magnoliopsida; Ericales; Ebenaceae
Product: casparian strip membrane protein 1
Exons: 3
Coding region: 414-1169 (251 amino acids)
Source: RefSeq, a predicted model, not a curated record